AUGAGCCUAUAUGCAAUCAAAAAGAAUGAACAGCACAGGGUAAAAAGAUCAUCAACAAAGGACUACAGCUUAGUGUGUGUUGAUAAAAAUUGUAAAUGGUACUUCUUGGCAACAAAACAUGGAAAAACAAAUCUCUUCAAAGUCAGAAAACUUGUGGAAGAUCAUACACGCUCAAUAGAACGCAUCCAUGACGAUCACCCCCAAGCAACAACAGAAGACUAUAGUGUCUCAAUUUCUUACCAAAAAGCUUGGAGAGCAAAAGAGAAGGCUUCAGAAAAAGUAAUAGGCUGCCCACAUGAUUCAUACAAUGAAAUUCCAGGGAUUCUGCACAUGAUAAAAAAAUGCAAUCCAGGAACAAUAACAGACUUAGUCCAACAUGACAAUGGGCAUUUUAAGUACCUAUUCUUUGCAUUAGGAGUCUCAAUAGAAGGCUGGAAACACUGCACACCUCUAAUUGUGGUUGAUGCAACUUUCCUUAAGAAUGCAUAUGGAGGAACAUUGAUAAUUGCUAGUGCACAAGAUGCUGACAGACACAUAUUCCCACUAGCUUUUUCAGUAGUUGAUUCUGAAAAUGAUGCAUCAUGGCAAUACUUCAUGGAAAAGCUCAAAGAAUCAUAUGGGGAGCGUGAAGACCAAUGCAUAAUUUCUGACAGACACGAAAGUAUAGCAAAAGCAAUGAAAUCAGUAUUCCCUAACUUGAUGCAUGGGGUAUGUUGCUUCCAUUUGUUCCAAAAUAUAAAAACAAGAUUCAGAAAAGGAGGAGAUGAUCUAAGAGAUGCAUUCUACUGUGCAGCAAAAGCAUACAAUCAAACUGACUUCGACGAUUCCAUGAGGGACUUAGACAACAUUGAUAGUAGAAUUCGUCCUUACCUGACAAAUGAAGUUGGCCUAGAAAAAUGGACAAGGCUUUACAGCCCAAAUAAACGCUACUCAACAUUAACCUCCAACAUCGCCGAGUCUGUGAACUCAGCAUUGAAAGAAAUCAGAGAGCUACCGAUUGGAACACUGCUCGAAUGUCUACGUUGCUUGGUUCAAAAAUGGUCAUGGGAAAACAAAAAUAGAGCUUUGUCCACAUUCACAACAUUAGCAAAAGUACCAGAAAAGAUACUAAAGGAUAAACUGGAACGCAGUAAGAAACUAAAGGUGCAAACAUCCAAUCUUGUCAUAUACACAGUAAAAGAAUUGUAAAACUCCUAUAUUGUGGAUAUCCAAAACAGAACAUGCACGUGUCAACGAUUUCAGUAUGAUGAAAUGCCGUGUUCUCACGCAAUGGCUGUAAUAUCAAAAAGACACAUGAAAUGCUAUGAGUAUUGCUCAUACUACUACACAAAAGAAGCAUUUCUUGCAACAUAUGAAGGUUCUGUGUUACCAAUAGGUGACCCAAAGACAUGGGACUUGCCUGAUAACAUCAAACAACUUCAAGUAUUGCCACCAAUAUACAAGA
This is a messenger RNA of Cannabis sativa, 1444 nucleotides long. RefSeq lists its product as uncharacterized. The record is from RefSeq and is a predicted model, not a curated record. The coding region runs from base 1 to 1188 and encodes 395 amino acids. NCBI's taxonomy places the organism in Eukaryota, Viridiplantae, Streptophyta, Magnoliopsida, Rosales, Cannabaceae. The transcript has 4 exons.